Messenger RNA from Colletotrichum acutatum, 596 nucleotides. RefSeq lists its product as uncharacterized. The record is from RefSeq and is a predicted model, not a curated record. The coding region runs from base 4 to 456 and encodes 150 amino acids. The transcript has a single exon. NCBI's taxonomy places the organism in Eukaryota, Fungi, Ascomycota, Sordariomycetes, Glomerellales, Glomerellaceae.
GUGAUGGCGAGGUUGUUGGCGCUCGCCAUGUUGAUGUGGUUGACGCCCGUGGUGAUGUUGUCGACGUCCACGGUGGCAUUGUCAACAUCGACGUCCAUGGUGGUAUCGUCGAUAUCCAUGGCGGUGUCGUCGACUUCCAUUGCGUUGUUCUCGACUGCCAUCGCGGUGUUGCGGCCUCUACGACCUCUACCGCCUCUGCGACGUCUGCGUCUAAUGACGGUAGCUUGUCCGCUAUCGUUGCCAGACCACAUCUUCGCGGUUGAUGGAUUGACGAUGUUCGCGGUGGAAGAUGGAGAUGGAGAUGAGUUUGGAAAAGGAAGUUUUUAUUAUGGAAGGAAGGCCUUUUUGGAAAUAUCCAGGGUAGUGGGCAAGGUAGAAGGCACUGGAAGUCAUGUGAGAAGCGGAUACUUGAAGAGCGGCAGCUUUGGUGGUGAAGACGAGAUGGGAGGUUCAUGAGUGAAUCACAUUGUCACAGAGAACUUCUAGUUGGUAUGGGAGGGAUACGGGGGUGGUGAAGGGAGAUAUUGUUACUCGGGAUGCUUGGACUUGGACAACUCGCCCGGGCCUCAAAGGCAUGGAUAUUCAUGUCAAUACGU